Messenger RNA from Balaenoptera acutorostrata (minke whale), 2697 nucleotides. RefSeq names its product lamin B1 (gene LMNB1). The transcript is spliced from 12 exons. Bases 306 to 2066 code for a protein of 586 amino acids. Lineage: Eukaryota; Metazoa; Chordata; Mammalia; Artiodactyla; Balaenopteridae. The record is from RefSeq and is a predicted model, not a curated record.
CUCCUCCCCCCGCCCGCGGCUCAGCGCCGCCUGAGAGGAAACAAAGUGCUGCGGGCGGGAGACUCGGCGGCGGCGGCGGCGGCGGCGGCGGCGCGCGGACUCUGCUCGGCUCUCCCGGCCACCCUCACCCCGUAUUUCCCGAGCGUGUGUGCGCGCGUGUGUGCUUCGUCCUUCCCCCCGACGUCGGCCUUUCAGCGAGCGCGGAUCGUCGGUUCGUGCCUUCCCUCAGGCUUCUCCGCCUGCCGCCCCCUCCGUGUUCCGGCGCUGCCCGCGGCCUCCGCGCUCAGCUCUCCUCGCCGAUCGCCAUGGCGACAGCGACCCCCGUGCCGCCGCGGACGGGCAGCCGCGCCGGCGGCCCCGCCACGCCACUGAGCCCCACGCGGCUGUCGCGGCUGCAAGAGAAGGAGGAGCUGCGCGAGCUCAACGACCGGCUGGCCGUGUACAUCGACAAGGUGCGCAGCCUGGAGACGGAGAACAGCGCGCUGCAGCUGCAGGUGACGGAGCGUGAGGAGGUGCGCGGCCGCGAGCUCACCGGCCUCAAGGCACUCUACGAGACCGAGCUGGCCGACGCGCGACGCGCGCUCGACGACACGGCCCGCGAGCGCGCCAAGCUGCAGAUCGAGCUAGGCAAGUUCAAGGCCGAGCACGACCAGCUGCUCCUCAAUUAUGCUAAGAAAGAAUCUGAUCUCAGUGGAGCCCAGAUCAAGCUUCGAGAAUACGAAGCAGCGCUGAAUUCGAAAGAUGCAGCUCUGGCUACUGCACUUGGUGAUAAAAAAAGUUUAGAGAGCGAUUUGGAGGAUCUGAAGGAUCAGAUUGCCCAGUUGGAAGCCUCUUUAGCUGCUGCGAAAAAACAGUUAGCAGAUGAAACUUUACUUAAAGUGGAUUUGGAGAAUCGCUGUCAGAGCCUUACUGAGGACUUGGAGUUUCGUAAAAACAUGUAUGAGGAGGAGAUUAAUGAGACCAGAAGGAAGCAUGAAACUCGCUUGGUAGAGGUGGAUUCUGGGCGUCAGAUUGAGUAUGAGUACAAGCUGGCUCAAGCCCUUCAUGAGAUGAGAGAGCAACACGAUGCCCAAGUCAAGCUGUACAAGGAAGAGCUGGAGCAGACUUACCACACCAAACUUGAGAAUGCCAGACUGUCGUCAGAGAUGAAUACAUCUACUGUCAAUAGUGCCAGGGAAGAACUGAUGGAGAGUCGUAUGAGAAUUGAGAGCCUCUCAUCUCAGCUUUCUAAUCUACAGAAAGAGUCUAGAGCAUGUUUGGAGAGGAUUCAAGAGUUGGAGGACUUGCUUGCUAAAGAAAGAGACAACUCUCGCCGCAUGCUGUCUGACAAAGAGAGAGAGAUGGCGGAAAUCCGGGAUCAGAUGCAGCAACAGCUGAAUGAUUAUGAACAACUUCUUGAUGUAAAGUUGGCCCUGGACAUGGAAAUCAGUGCGUACAGGAAGCUCUUAGAAGGCGAAGAAGAGAGAUUGAAGCUCUCUCCGAGCCCUUCUUCCCGUGUGACAGUAUCACGCGCAUCCUCGAGUCGCAGCGUGCGUACAACCAGAGGGAAGCGGAAGAGAGUGGACGUGGAAGAAUCCGAGGCCAGCAGUAGUGUCAGCAUCUCUCAUUCUGCCUCAGCCACUGGGAAUGUCUGCAUUGAAGAGAUAGAUGUUGAUGGGAAAUUUAUCCGCUUGAAGAACACUUCCGAACAGGAUCAACCAAUGGGAGGCUGGGAGAUGAUCAGAAAAAUUGGGGACACAUCAGUCAGUUACAAAUAUACCUCAAGAUAUGUGCUGAAGGCAGGCCAGACUGUUACAAUCUGGGCUGCAAAUGCCGGUGUCACAGCCAGUCCUCCCACCGACCUCAUCUGGAAGAACCAGAACUCUUGGGGCACUGGCGAAGAUGUGAAGGUUAUAUUGAAAAAUUCUCAGGGAGAGGAGGUUGCUCAAAGAAGUACAGUCUUCAAAACAACCAUACCUGAAGAGGAAGAGGAGGAGGAAGAAACAGCUGAAGUGGCUGUCGAGGAAGAACUUUUCCACCAGCAGGGAGCCCCAAGAGGUUCCAAUAGAAGCUGUGCAAUUAUGUAAACUUCUCACGUCAACUGUCUUCCUCAAAAUAAACAAAUAUGGUAAUCCUUACCUACAUGCAGUGCAGAGCCUUCUCAGAAGCACAGAAUAUUUUUAUAUUUCCUUUAUGUGAAUUUUUAAGCUGCGAAUCUGAUGGCCUUAAUUUCCUUUUUUGACACUGAACGUUUUGUAAAAGAAAUCAUAUCCAUACACUUUGUUGCAAGAUGUGAAUUAUUGACACUGAACUGUGUACUGUUUGAAAAGGGUCCCUCAAAUUUUUUGACAUUUUUUUUGUAUGUGUGUGUUUUUUUUUAAGUUCUAAUGAGGAGGGGAGGGUAAAUAAACCACUGUGUGUCUGGGUUUAAUUUGAAGAUUGCUCCAUCUAGAUUAGCAAUCUGCUCUUGAUUAUUCUUUGCUAUAUAUAACGGUGCUGUGAGGGAAGGGAAAAGCAUUUUUCAAUAUAUUGAAAUUUUGUACUGAAUUUUUUUGUAAUAAACUAUCAAGGCUACAAAAAUUUUUUUUAAAUAGAAAAGAGAAAUUUUGUAAGAAGGCAAUAUUAAUCUAAUCAUCAUGUAAGCACUCUGGAUGAAGGAUUCCACAAAACUUUGUUUUAUGGUUACUUCUUCUCUUAGAUUCUUAAUUUGCAAGGGGA